Molecule: messenger RNA, 946 nt
Organism: Andrographis paniculata
Lineage: Eukaryota; Viridiplantae; Streptophyta; Magnoliopsida; Lamiales; Acanthaceae
Product: germin-like protein subfamily 1 member 13
Exons: 2
Coding region: 67-735 (222 amino acids)
Cellular component (GO): cell wall
Molecular function (GO): manganese ion binding
Source: RefSeq, a predicted model, not a curated record
CUUCAAACCCCAAACAUUAAUUCAAGAUCAAAUUUUUACAUAAAAAACCCAAGAACUCCAACAUCCAUGGCGGCCAUCAUCAACAUUCUUCUAAUUUCCUAUCUUCUCCAAUUCGCAUAUGCAUCUGAUCCAAGCCCUCUUCAAGACUUCUGCGUUGCUGUCGACGAUUCUGCUGCAGCUGUGUUCGUGAAUGGGAAGAUCUGCAAGAACCCAAACAUGGUGGUCGCCGACGACUUCGUCUUCCACGGCCUGAACAAGCCCGGCGACACCAACAAUGCCGUCGGGUCGAGGGUCACUCCGGUGAACGUCAACCAGAUUCCGGGCCUGAAUACCCUCGGAAUCUCCGCCGUCCGAAUUGACUACGCCCCUUACGGCCAAAACCCGCCGCACACGCACCCACGCGCCACCGAGAUCCUUAUAGUGGUGGAAGGCACUCUGUACGUCGGAUUCGUGACGUCGAAUCCGGCAGACCCUAACCAGAAAAAUAAGCUAUUUACUAAAUAUUUGUACCCUGGAGAUGUCUUCGUCUUCCCUGAGGGUUUGAUUCACUUCCAGUUUAACGUCGGAAAAACUAACGCCGUCGCCUUCGCCGGCCUGAGCAGCCAGAAUCCGGGAGUUAUUACCAUUGCCAACGCUGUCUUCGGAUCGGAACCGCCAAUUAACGAUGAUGUAUUGGCGAAGGCCUUCCAGGUUGGGAAGAAUGUCGUCGACCAGCUCCAAGCACCUUUCGAAUAAAUUAAUUAAUGGCGCAGAUGAUCAUCGAUGAUACUUCGACUAUAUAUAUAUAUAUAUAUAUAUGGAUGGAACUUAAUUUACUGCUUCGUUUUUGCAUCGACAGGUGAUUUGUGUUAUUCACCUUUCAGCUGGCUUCGAAUAACUGUACUGUUGUCUUUAAUUUGUAUACUUCUUCGAUGAUAUAAAAUAAAACUUCCUUAAAUUGUAGUAA